This is a messenger RNA of Zingiber officinale, 1106 nucleotides long. RefSeq names its product ethylene-responsive transcription factor WRI1-like. Gene Ontology annotation, molecular function: DNA binding; DNA-binding transcription factor activity. Gene Ontology annotation, biological process: regulation of DNA-templated transcription. Bases 206 to 1063 code for a protein of 285 amino acids. The transcript has 7 exons. NCBI's taxonomy places the organism in Eukaryota, Viridiplantae, Streptophyta, Magnoliopsida, Zingiberales, Zingiberaceae. The record is from RefSeq and is a predicted model, not a curated record.
UAAAAAUUACAGUAUACCAAAAUAAAAAUUAAAAGAUUACAAAAAUAACAUGUACACCCACUCAAUAACAACAGACAAUUAUUCAACAUUAAUUUCUUUCCUUUACCUUCAAAGUUCAUCCUCCACCUCUGUAUAAAUAAUCCAUGUGUUGUUCUUCGAACCCUACUUUUUGUUUUUUAAUUAACAAGCUGAAGCACUAGAUUUUAUGGUGACUUCUCCAUCUCCUUCCGAAUCUUCUUCUCGCAAGCCCAAAAACUCAAAGGACAAGACACCAAGCAAGAGGAGAACCUCAGUGUUCAGAGGAGUCACCAGGCAUAGAUGGACAGGGAAGUUUGAGGCUCAUCUGUGGGACAAGAACUUCAGGAAUCCAACAAACAACAAGAAAGGAAGACAAAGUUUUUAUCUGGGUGCUUAUGAUGAUGAGAAGGAUGCAGCUGGUGCUCAUGAUCUUGCUGCUCUCAAACACUGGGGGCCAACGACACCAUUAAAUUUUCCACUGGAGAAGUAUACAAAAGAGUGUGAAGAAAUGAAGGGCAUGAGCAGAGAGAACUACUUGGCUUGUCUGAGGCGCAAGAGCAAUGGAUUCUCAAGAGGCCUCUCCAAGUAUCGUGGAGUCGCCAGGCAUCACCACAACGGUAGGUGGGAAGCAAGAAUUAAAAAGGAUUUUGACAAGAAGUAUCUCUACUUGGGAACCUUCGAGAGCGAGAAUGAAGCGGCUCGUGCAUAUGAUUUGGCUGCGAUCAUGCUAAGAGGCCCUGAUGCGAUCACCAACUUCGACUCGGCCUCCUACUCGCUCGACUCGGCCUCCUACUCGCUCAAGCACAGCCCGAGCUCACCGUUGUCAUCGCCAUCACCUUCAUCAAUGACACCGAGAGAGUUAAAAUCUUUCACCUUCCCACUUGACGAAGCCAUGUUCUCUUUCGGUGAUCAUCAGCGCAGUCUCUUUGAUGUUUUGUUGCAGCAUUACGAUCAUCACCGUGCGGUCAUUUGUUCUCGUCUAUCAGAUUUUGAUGACGACAAUAAUGAUCGUUUGGAUCUCCUUUUUGAUAAUAGUUUUGCUUAGGAGAGUAACUAUGAAAAUAAAAGACAUGAACUCUUGCACUUGA